Molecule: messenger RNA, 2974 nt
Organism: Zophobas morio
Lineage: Eukaryota; Metazoa; Arthropoda; Insecta; Coleoptera; Tenebrionidae
Product: cilia- and flagella-associated protein 58-like
Exons: 12
Coding region: 155-2824 (889 amino acids)
Cellular component (GO): cytoskeleton
Source: RefSeq, a predicted model, not a curated record
AGUAGUGUUUCUUAUGGCAAAACUUGCACUUGUGUCCUGAAAAACACUAUAUACAACAAUCAAUAACCCUGUUUCCAUGGAAAUUUCUAAACAUCACGUCUGACGGAACUUAUCCAGAAAUUCGAACUCCAAAAGAAUUUUCUAGUAAUCUAAAAUGGAAGAGAGCGACUUUAGCGAUGGAAACGAGGAAGAAGCCGAACAAGAAGAAGCGCUAGAUCCAGAUAACCCAGAACAUGCGUUUGCCAUUUUAGAACGGGGCUUCAACAAGACCGUCGCCGAAAUCGAGCAAAACCCUGAAGCGGCCCACUUCUCCGAAGACUUCCAGAAACUCUUCGAGAAUUUCUACCAAACCUACCAGAAAAGCAAAAAUCUCGAAGAGACCCAAGCCACCCUGAAUAAAGAACUCGAAGACAAGAAUGGGGUCAUUCAGGUGGCGAAUGAGCUGGCCGAACACGAUAAAACCACGAUUCAGGAGCUCAAAUCCCAAAUUAACCACGCGUGGAAGCUGGCGGAUGCUGCUCAUGCUCGCGAGCAAGCGGCUCAAGAAGCUAUUGACAAUCUUCGCAAGCAGAUUGAUAGCUUGAAUGCCGAGAUUGAGUUUAGGAAUAAGAUGGGGGAGGAUACGUCGGAAGAGAUGGGGCAAUUGAGUAAGCACAAAGAGGGACUGGAAAGAGAAAACGAGAAGCUAUUGGGGGAAGUGACGCAUUUGUCCCAGAAGUUGAACAACGCAUUGGAGUAUCAAAAUGAACUAGAAAGGAAGACGUCGAUGGGGGAUUUAAAGAUUAAUGAACUCGCGGGGCAAUUAGAGGACCAAGUCAACGAAACCGACAAGUACAAACGAAUCAGAGAUAAAUUAGAAAGCGACAUCACCGAGUUGAACUACAAGAUAGAAGACCGAGAUGCACACGUGAAUAAUUUGAACACGGUGAUCAGUUCUCACUUGAAGAGUAUCACGAAGCUGGAAGAGAGAAUUAAAGAUGAGAAAGUGGCAAGGGAAAAAGUUAACAAAGAAUAUGAAACGAUCCAACUGAAAUAUACUAAGCUUCAGGAUGAAUUUAAUGGCAAACAAAACAGUUUGGACUUGCUACAAAAGAACUACAACAAGAAAUUGACCGACUUAAAAAUGUAUGAAGAAGAUUCGGCUCACUUGAAAGCCGACUUAGCCAAAGUGAGUAAGCAGAAAGACAUUUUUGAAAAACGAUUCUAUGCAAUGGAAACGGAAAAAUCCGACAUUAUUGGUGACCGAAAUCAGUUGAGACAAAGACUUGCAAUUUUUGAGAAAGAAAUUGACGAUUUAAAGAAGCAAGUAGAGAUAGGAAAAAGGACACUCGAAGGAGUGACUCGCGAGAAAGAUAUAAUCGUCAAAACGAUAGCAAAAUAUGAAGCCGUCAACAAAGACCAGUCGAAGUUGAUCAAAAUCCAAGAGCAAGGCAAGAAGAAGCUUGAAUCAGAACUCGACAACUUCAUCAUCGACACUAACAAGCAAACAAAACAAAUUUUGACUCUGGAAAGACAGAAGAACUCUCUAGCUGAAGAACAACUCAAUUUGACCAAGAAAAUUGAAGACAGUAUGGACGAUAUUAAGCUAAAAAAGGCCGAAAUCUACGACUUGAAAAAAAAUAUAAGUGAGGCGGAAAACCGGUUGAGAAUGCAGCAAAAUUUGUACGAUCAAGUAAGAUCAGAAAGAAACGCGUUAGAAAAAUCGUUACAAGAAGCAAAUGCCGAAAGCGGCGAGCUGAAGAAAAAACUGAAGAUUACCAACCACCAGAUCGAGCAACUAAAGGAAGACGUGUCGUGUAAGGAGCAACUGUUGAUUAAAGAAGAAAAUAUCAUGAGAAAAGUGCAAAAGGAGAAGGAAAAUUUAAAGGUCGAGCUCAAUCUAGCCCACGACCAAAUCAAGAGUUUGAAAGACACAAUCUCCGAAAAAGACGCAGAAGAAAAACGUCUCCAUCGAGAGAUUCUCGACAACGAGAAACUAAUAAGAGAACAAGCAAAAGAUUUGGAGCAGUUGAUGAACGAAAGAGACAUUUUGGGAUCGCAACUGGUGCGCAGGAACGACGAAAUAGCUCUCUUACACGAGAAGAUCCUAAUUUUACAAACCACGCUUCAAAGGGGUGAAUCUCAAUACGCUCAAAGACUCGAAGACAUACGACUGCUAAAAAUCGAGAUCAAAAGACUGCGACAGGAGAAGCUCCUCAUGUCCAAAUCCAUCCACAAUUCCAUCGAUAUGAAACUCGAAGUCUUCCACUUAGAGAGGGACUUGAUGAAGUGGCGCUUGAAAUGUCGGGCUCUUGAAGAGGAGCUACAGAAUCCGAUGAACAUCCACAGGUGGAGGAAACUCGAAGGGUCUGAUCCGGAAUUACUUGAUGUGUUACAAAAAGUUCAGAUAUUGCAAAAGCGUUUAAUAAAGCAAUCUUCCGAAGCGGUCGAAAGAGAACGGCAGUUAAAAGAGGCCGAGCAGUUGUACGUGAACUUGAAGAAUGUUUUGGCGAAGCAGCCCGGUCCUGGACUAAGAGACGAGCUGACGAAGACACAGAAGGCGCUGAAGGAUAGGGGCGACCAGCUCAAGUGUUUGGUCUCCGAAUUGAAUAUGGCCGAAUUACAAGCCAAAGAAUACAAGUCUGAUCUCCAACGAGUUACCGACGAGCUAAACGACCUGAAGAAGAAGUACAUCGCCGAGAAAAAGGCGCAAAAAUUUCAAAAACUGGCGUACGAAUCUAGCCGAGAAGUGAACCAAUACAACAACAAACAAAACGGCGCUCAAGUGAAAUACACUGGUGGCGGUUUUCGGAUGUCAGUGCAAAGUAUAACAUCUUUCAAUUGAGUGUACCGUAGUUGAACUAAUAAAUCAAAUUCCUCUCGAUCUCCCGGUGUAUGCUUUAAGUUAGGUUAGAAUGCCAAGGUCUUUGGAAGUGUGUGUUGACAGCUACGAGUCGGCAGUGGCCGCCAUUAACGGCGGCGCCACCCGACUCGA